Messenger RNA from Talaromyces amestolkiae, 1056 nucleotides. RefSeq lists its product as uncharacterized. NCBI's taxonomy places the organism in Eukaryota, Fungi, Ascomycota, Eurotiomycetes, Eurotiales, Trichocomaceae. The coding region runs from base 1 to 1056 and encodes 351 amino acids. The transcript is spliced from 5 exons. Gene Ontology annotation, biological process: protein import into peroxisome matrix, docking. The record is from RefSeq and is a predicted model, not a curated record. Gene Ontology annotation, cellular component: peroxisomal membrane; peroxisomal importomer complex. Gene Ontology annotation, molecular function: signaling receptor binding.
AUGGCUCCUCGCGAGGAGCUCAUCUCCUCGGCUAUUACUUUUCUCCAGGAUCCGUCCGUCGCCUCCUCGCCGCUAGAGAAACGAGUCGCUUUCCUACAAUCUAAAAACCUCACUCAAGAAGAAAUAGAUAUUGCUAUUGCACGGGCAGGCGAAGAUUCGGUCCAAACAACAACAACCACGACAACUGCGACACCUGUUGGAUAUGCUCAGCAACAACAGCCUAUUUAUCGGCCGACAGCUGCCCAGCCCGGUUAUGGUCCCGGUCCGUAUGGUCAAUGGCAGCCUCCGCCUGAGGUCCCUAGACGGGACUGGCGCGACUGGUUUAUUAUGGCGACAAUAACAGGAGGAGUUGGUUAUGGAUUAUACGUCUUAGCCAAGAGAUAUGUAGUGCCUAUAAUAGCACCUCCUACUCCUCCACAAUUAGAACAGGAUAAGCAAAGCAUUGACGAAGAAUUUGCUCGCGCUUUUACUCUGAUUGAUCAGCUCUCUACGGACACAGCAGCUUUGAAAUCUGCAGAAGACGCCAGAACAGAGCGUUUGGAUGCUGCUCUCCGUGAAGUUGAGAGUGUACUGUCGGAACUAAAAUCUUCAACCCGCCGACGCGAUGACGAAACCCGCCGAAUAAGCGACGAAGUCAAGAGCCUGAAGGAUAGCAUCCCCAAGGCAUUGGAAGGGGCAAGAGAAGGAAAUGAAGGCAGACUCAAGGAACUCGGCACAGAACUUCGAAGCUUAAAGACUCUGUUGAAUAAUCGCCUCAGCGCCGGUAGCCCCGCAACCACACCGGUUACCGGACGGCCAGUAGGACCAACCGCUACACCCGAGCCAGCAUUAUCACCAGCAACUGCCCUUCCUGCAACAACACCAAACACAAACACCGCUCCUAUUCCUUCUGCUUCUAACAGCCAAGCCACUAGUUCCCCGGCUUCCACCAACCCUCUGUCUCAGCUGGGCAAGUCUGCCUCAAUCCCUGCCUGGCAGAUGGCUGCCGCAAACAGGUCGAAGACACCGUCCCAGCCAGCCCAAUCUGCAACUGUGGAGGAAUCGCAGAGCAGCUAG